Messenger RNA from Anthonomus grandis grandis, 2561 nucleotides. It is a transcript of the gene Hs6st, whose product is annotated as heparan-sulfate 6-O-sulfotransferase 2. Lineage: Eukaryota; Metazoa; Arthropoda; Insecta; Coleoptera; Curculionidae. The transcript is spliced from 5 exons. Gene Ontology annotation, molecular function: heparan sulfate 6-sulfotransferase activity. Gene Ontology annotation, cellular component: membrane. Bases 164 to 1414 code for a protein of 416 amino acids. The record is from RefSeq and is a predicted model, not a curated record.
UGUCAAAGUCAGUCGUUCGCCUGUCGCCUGCAAGGUUUGACGUCUUGUUUAAAUAAAUAAUAUUUGGAUCGCGUUAAGAACAAAAUCGUGCAAUGCAGGACCAACAUUGAAGAAAUUGUAAAUGAUCAAGCGUCUCCCAGAACGAAACCCGAUGGCGUGAAUAAUGAAGAACCUGAAAAGCGUAUCGGUCCAGGUACUAGACAGCGAUAUAGCCCUUCUUUUGCCUAAUGGUGUUUACGAAAUCAAACAAAUGGAAACGAAAUCGUCCCGACUGAAGCAGAUCUGUCUGUUUUGUCUCGCCCUGUGUCUUUUUGGCAUCUUCGGAUUCGGAUAUUUUUGUCCCGAGAGGGUAUGCGCAUUAUCAUCAAGAGAUUCUCUAUCCCCCAUUGGAGACACUUUAGGAAAACCUCUGGCAUUAGAGAGCAACAAAAUCGGUCUAAGCUACGACGACAUGUUGAACGAUGACUUUUCGUUCGACAUGGAUUCACAUGAUGUGAUGGUGUUUCUACAUAUGCAAAAAACUGGAGGUACGUCGUUUGGCAAACACCUAGUUCACGAUUUAGACCUAAAAAGACCAUGUAAAUGUCCAUUGACCAGGAAACGAUGCUACUGCUUCCGCCCCCAUUCCAACCAGAGCUGGUUGUUUAGCCGAUACACGACCGGAUGGAAAUGCGGUUUACACGCUGAUUGGACCGAGUUGACCGGUUGCGUGGACGAGAAACUGGACGAAUUAGAGGAUGUGGUCAAGAGGAGAUAUUUUUAUAUUACUUUGUUGAGGGAACCUGUUGCUAGGUAUUUAUCGGAAUUCAGGCACGUUCAAAGAGGGGCCACUUGGAAGGGUUCAAGGCACUUUUGUAAAGGAAGGGCAGCCACUGUAAAAGAGAUCCCGCCCUGUUACAAUGGGGAGAAUUGGGAGGGAGUCGAGCUCGACGACUUUAUAAAUUGCGAGAGUAAUUUGGCGGCGAACAGACAAACGCGGAUGCUGGCAGAUUUGGAAUUAGUUGGUUGUUACGAUAAAUCAUACAUGGCAAAACAGGACCGUGACCGAAUAAUGUUGGCCAGCGCAAAGAAAAAUCUCCAAUCGAUGUCGUUCUUCGGCCUAACCGAACACCAGAAAAUCUCGCAGUACAUUUUCGAAGAGACAUUCAAUCUCCGGUUCGCCAUACCGUUCGAGCAAAAUAACUCGACGUUCUCCAGUUCGACGAUAACGACCUUAACGCCCGCCCAAUCCGCUAAAAUAGCCGAACUGAAUAACCUGGACAUCCAGCUGUACGAGUUCGCCAAAAGUUUGUUGUUUUCGCGUUUCGAAAAGCUGAAGGCGCGCGAUAGCGAUUUUGAGGAGAGGUUCAAACAUUUGGGGGUUUUAAGCGUCAAGAAUAUUCCCACCGCGUUUGAUUGGGAUAAAGUCGAUUAAAUUCUGCCGCACAUAAAUUGAAGUGCGGUUUUUACGUAAUUCGCUUCGUUAGCAAUACUUUUUUUUUAGAAUUUUUACACCAGUUUAAUUACGAAAUUGACACUUUACAUAUUUUUCGUUGAAAAUUGGAGAUUUGAUUGUGUUAGAAUUGACAUCACUAUAGGGUUUUAUAAACUUCAUAUUUAUAAAAGCAAGUUUUGUCUUUGAAAAUUUGGAUGAGCUCAAGUCUUUUUGGUUUUAAUAAUUUGCGACAAAAGAUGCAGGAUGCCCCAAAAAUUAAGGUUCACGCAUAAGGAAUUUAUUAUAAAGCAGGGUUUGUAAAUAUCAUGAAAUUAUAUUUAUUGAAAAUGUGAAAAUAUCGGAUAUUAAUGAUAAAUACCGUAUAUACAUAAAAAAAUGGAUAUAUAGUGGUGGUCAAAUGUAUGGAUAUUUUUAAUAUUUUUGUUGUACGCAACUUUAUUAGCAAUAUACAGGGUCUCCAAGAUAAGGAUCCUAAGCAUGGGUAUCUCAGUACCUAUUGAAGUUACAGCCUAGGUUAAAUUAAAAAAAAAGUUGCGUACUUAAGCGUAUUUAAAUGCCGCUGAGAAAAUUCAAAAAUUUUCAUGGCCAUGACAACAACUAUUAAUCUACAAAAAAGUCUGCCCCAACAAAAAGUAUUCAAUGUACCAUAAAAUAUUUGUACCUUUAUGGGCUGGUACUUUGAUAUUUUCAAACUUUUCUCAAUAAAAAGAUAUUAAUUUAUAAAAUACAAUAUUUUAAACUUAGAACAUUGAAAGGCUAGAAGUAGCAUGCCGUGGAACUAUGGGCAGGUUUGUUUGCUUGCAACAUCUCUGAUACAAUGAUGCCAAAUGCUUAUAGAGAAAUGGCAAAAAUCACUUUAUAAUAUCAUAAAAAUUUUCAGUUUUUUCCGAAAACUUAAAACAAUACUACUGCUCCCCUUUAAUAAAAUAUAAAGCAUUUUUUAAAAAUAAAUUUGAUAAGAUACUCUAUAUCGAAGUCAAUAUACGUGAAAUAUGAAAAUAAAGUACGAAGAAACGAGAAAACGUUAAUGGCAUCGCAACGCCGCUCGAACGCAUUGUUGACGCCACCGAUACAAGCACUCUCUACCAGUGACGUCGUCAACAAAUAUUUACCUGAUAAAUUUUUA